GAGAGACUAGUCCAACUUCCUUUAUUUUACAGAUGAGGAAACAGAAGUCCCGAGGGAUGAAGUAACUUUUCCACGCAGCUCACAGUAUUUUUGUGUGGGUGGGACGAGGUAGUGUUAAUUCUCCCAGUAAAGGAGAAGGAAUAAGCCCAGAGGAAGAAGGAACUCCCAGAAACUGGAUGAGAUGUCUGGGACAUCUCAGCAAAGAAGAUGUUAAGUUUUUUCCGUCGAACACUUGGGCGCCGGUCAAUGCGAAAGCAUGCUGAGAAGGAACGUCUAAGAGAAGCCCAGCGAGCUGCUACACACAUUCCUGCAGCUGGAGAUGCCAAAUCCAUUAUUACAUGUAGGGUGUCGCUGCUAGAUGGAACUGAUGUUAGUGUGGAUCUGCCGAAAAAAGCCAAAGGACAGGCUCUCUUUGACCAGAUCAUGUACCAUCUGGACUUGAUUGAAAGUGACUACUUUGGACUGAGAUUCAUGGAUUCAGCACAAGUGGCACAUUGGUUGGACAGUACAAAAAGCAUCAAAAAACAAGUUAAAAUUGGUUCACCAUAUUGUCUGCACCUCCGUGUUAAGUUUUACUCCUCAGAACCAAACAAUCUUCGUGAAGAGCUGACAAGGUAUUUAUUUGUUCUUCAGUUAAAACAAGAUAUUCUCAGUGGAAAAUUGGAAUGUCCUUUUGACACAGCAGUCCAGUUGGCAGCUUAUACAUUGCAAGCUGAACUUGGUGACUAUGAUCUUGCUGAGCAUGGCCCUGACCUCGUGUCUGAAUUCAGAUUUGUGCCCAUUCAGACAGAAGAGAUGGAACUAGCCAUUUUUGAGAAAUGGAAAGAGUACAGGGGUCAAACACCAGCACAGGCUGAGACCAACUAUCUGAACAAAGCCAAGUGGCUAGAAAUGUAUGGAGUGGAUAUGCACGUAGUAAAGGCUCGAGAUGGAAAUGACUAUAGUUUAGGACUCACCCCAACGGGAGUCCUAGUAUUUGAAGGAGAAACCAAAAUUGGAUUAUUUUUUUGGCCCAAGAUUACUAGAUUGGACUUCAAGAAAAACAAAUUAACUUUGGUCGUUGUGGAAGAUGAUGAACAGGGCAAAGAACAGGAGCACACAUUUGUCUUUAGACUAGAACACCCAAAAGCUUGCAAACAUUUAUGGAAAUGUGCUGUGGAACAUCAUGCCUUCUUCCGUCUCAGAGGACCUGUACAGAAGGGGUCUAAUCGAUCAGGAUUUAUUCGUUUAGGUUCACGAUUCAGAUACAGUGGGAAAACCGAGUAUCAGACCACAAAAACCAAUAAAGCAAGAAGGUCCACGUCCUUUGAAAGGCGACCCAGCAAACGUUAUUCCCGACGAACACUGCAGAUGAAAGCAAAUGCAACAAAACCUGAUGAAUCCAGUCUCCAGAAGAAUGUUUCAACCCAGAAUAAUGGAUCUCAACAAGUUAGGGGUACAAGAUUGCCUGUAAUCUCUUCUAUUCCUUCCGGUCCUAUUCUGGUGGAGAUAGAGAAUCUUCCAAGGAGUCCAGGAAUGAGCCACCAUGACAGAAAAUGCUUGCCUCUGACUGAUUUACUAGACGACAGUGAGUUGUUAGAUGUGACUGCUGAGAAGACUGAGGGAGUUCCUGGAACCCAGGGAACAUCUGUGGCCCCUGAAGAAAUCAGUAUGGCUGCCAGUGAGCCUGGUCUCAAGGAAGCUAUUGUCGAGUGUGGUGAAUUCAGUGAUACCUCUGUGAAACUCAAACUACUAGAGAUGGAGAACUGUUCUUCAACAUCUUCUAAACCCAAUAUCAACAUUAAUGUGAACAAACAGGAAGAAGUUGUGAAGUUGACAGAGAAAUGUCUUAAUAAUGUCAUUGAGAGUCCUGGAUCAUCUUCUUUGAGGAUUCCUCCGGACAUCAAGAGCAACAUCCUAAAAGCUCAAGUGGAAGCGGUUCAUAAGGUCACAAGAGAAGAUGAAACAUUGAGUCAUAAAAACUCCAAUGUUCAAGAUAAUGUUUUCAGCAAUGUAUUAAAAGAAGACAACAAAGUCCUCAGUCCAGAACACACAAUGAUUCUCACACAUCCAAAUGCUGUGGAAGAGAAUUCCAUUUUAAAGAGUGCCACUGAUGAAUUGGAUGCCCUGCUAUCAUCCCUAACAGAGAAUCUGAUUGAUUUAGCUGCUGUACCUCCGGUGUCUUCCUUAUCCUCAGUUACACCUCGGUGGAUUGUACCAACCAGGACCCUUUCCAAUGGAAUCUCAGGGAAUGAAGUGACUCCAGCAAGGAAAGAGGAAUGUGGUGACCCAGAGGGGCUCUCCUUGGUGUCUCAGCCAGGGCCCUUCCUCGUGGAUGCUGUGACCACCUCUGUCCCGGGCCUGGCUGAGGAAGCCUUGAGGAAGCAGCGAAAAUGUCUGCUCACUACGGAGCUGUGAGAGGCCCCCCACGGAGAUGCCCGCAGCCCUGCCCGGAAGUCCGUCCUAGAACCGCCCGGGGCUGUCGAUGUGCUCAGCGCUCCGCUUCCCAUCACAGACUCAUAAAACGCCCUUCUGACUCCCCUUCUCCGCAAGAAAGCAAAAGUUCCCCACCCACCAGCACUGUCACCCACGUCGGCCCACCCACUCUCCUCCCGUGACGUGACUUCUGCCCUUUCCCGGGAGAGUCUCCAUGUCCCCAGGCCAGGAUGCUGGGCCUGUGGCUGGAGACGGGAGGGCUCUGGCGCCAUCUGGCGGCUGUGCCCAGUCAUGGCGUCCCGGAGCCCAGCGGGGCUUUAUGGUACAAACCGAGUCUCACUCCCUUCUCCUUUCCUUCCUUCUUUCUUUUCCUUUCAAGCUUGCUUUUAAUCUUGAUGUUCUUGAGAGCCAUUGACGUUUCCUAGGAAAUAGCCGGAAACGGGAGGGCGCUGGGCGAGGGACCUGGGCCUGUAGUGUAGCCAGGCAGGCCAGGACGCCUAGUAUGCAACUAGGAAAGGCGCGAGGAAAAUUGUGGAAAGCCACCCCAAUCACUGACUGGCUUGUUUCCCGCAUCCUAACUCGGGGGGGGGGGGGGGGAGGGGGGGGGAGCCAACACGCCCGUGGAACAAGCACUAGCGGCGCUGAGCUGGCCAGCGUCUAUCAGGAGAGCCGGUCCAGGCAGUUCUUGUACCUGUGGAUGUUGCUUCAGGGGCGCUUAUCCUUCUGACCAGAGCUCGGAUAAAAGGAGCCACUGGAAGUCCUGGCAGGCGUGCACUCCCGCCUGACCCACCCGCCGCUGUGGUCUUGUCACCGAGUUCCCUUGGAGACUAGUGUGGUCCGUGGUGGCUGCUCUAGAGGCGGGCCGAUGUUGGAGGGGCCCCAGACCGACCCUGAAGCCACAGGACAGGGACAGGGACCAGAACCAUUGACUUCUGAUCACGUUACCUGCAGGGGUUGCUGUGGGAGUCUCCCCGGGAGCUCUGGCUGUCUCAAACUCAGGGAAAUAAGGAGACGCGGGCUGCCUCUCCAGGGGGACGAUUAUGCCACGAGUCACCGAUGCCCUUUUGGGUUUAGGUUCCCUUUUAGAAUGAGCUGAAUGCAAACAGAGUUUGUCCACCGAGUCCUUGUUGGAGCACCUGCCAUCUCCCAAAGCCUAUCUAGAAAAAACUGCUGGUCCAGGAAGGAACUGACAUUGCAGUGAGAAAUGUGGCAUUUAUCAAUAGCUUCCCUGAGGUUUCUUGGCAUUCCCAGUCAUUGUGCAGAGCAGUCUCGAGACGAAAACCUACUUCUCCAUGCCUAACUGCACCCAGGAUAGGUUUCCUAAGAGGAUGGAUGAGUCCGGCCUGGGCCUGGAGGGCCUGCUCACUUGGAAAACAAAGACCCUCUCAGCCUUCCCAGGAUAAUCCCGGGCACCGGCUGAGCCAGGACAUGGGGAGGAAGGACUUGAAAAUCUUAGUGAAACCGUGGCCAGCUCUCUGAAAUUUGGGGUCAUUGUGGAUCCUGGGAUCUAUCACUAGAAGCUUCUUUUCAGCUGCUGCGCGAAAAUAUUCUCCGCGAUGCCCAUCUUUGGGACUGUCCAACGCUUGGACCGUUCAGCCCCCCGGAACAUCAAAGGCUUUGGCUUCAAAUGCCUGUUCUUCCACCGGCGUGCGCCUGGUAAACAGAGGGCCGCGUCUGGCAGGAUGGGAGCUGUUUUCAGCUGCGUUAGUGGUUAAACCCCUUCCUGUACCGCAUACUGCCUUUGUUUGGGGGAAACGUGACACUUCCCAUGGACCACUUCUCCUUACCACUGCUCUGUAAGUGACCUCGAAAGACUCGUCUGUGGCUUUGCUGGGGGAACCACCAUGGCUUAAGGAAAGAUCUGCUCCCUGCUGUCAGGUUUGCUUAGAGCAGCGUUCUCAACCUCUCCGUUUGUAGCAAUGAGAAUACAUAAUGCGUAUCAGGUAUUGACAUUCCGAAUCAUAACUGGAGCAAAAUGACAGUUUUGAAGUAGCCACCAAAAUAAUGUUUUUAUUUGGGGUCACCGCAACACGAGGAACUGUAUUGCGGGGUCACGGCAUUAGAGAGGUUCAGAACCACUGCUCUAGAGGGUUCCCCCAAGCGGGUGCCACACCUGGAAUCUGGGGUUUAGCCUCUGGUAGGUUGAAUUGGGCAAAACACUCCCAUUCUCAGUGGUAUUGGGAUUAAUCCCGGAAGCACCAGAACAUUCAGUUUGGGCACAGACCACUGAGCUUUUAAAGUUCUUGAGAUGUGUGAAGCAGACUACAUUUUCUUUCCAGCAAUCAUAGAACAAUCCAGCUGGCAGGGACCUUAGAGCUCAUCUUGUCCAGUCCUUAUAGUUUACAGAUUAAGAAACUAAAGUCAGAGAGCUGAUAUGACUUGUUCUUAGGUCACACAAAAAGUUAUACAUAUAUCUAUAAUAUACAUAUUACGACCCACAUAUUGAUCUUACUAGAAUAGCGUAUUACCUAGGGCCUAUUAAAACACAGGUGCAGGAUAGCUGGGGAAAAAAUCAUCUCACCCUUGCAUUUUCAUUUUCUCAAAUUCCUAUUUGGCCAAGAUAGGGCCUUUUAAAAGAUUUAUUUGAAAAUUUAUUUGAAUUCCAGUUGAGAGAUUUAACAAUGGUGUCUUUAAGAUUUUGCAUCUCAUUGCACAAUACUUAAAUAUGGAGAUAGCAUUCACUAGUAAGCAUUAGACCAGGCAGUUGAGUUUAUAAUGCCUUGCAUAUAGCAGGCACUUAAUAUUUAUGGGAACUGUUAGGCAGGGAACAAGAUUUCAACUGCCACCAAAACGUUUGGCAUCCUUUCCCUCUUAAUGUGUGCGUACUUUGAAUAGCUUCUCCUUGUACCUCUAGCUCUUUUGGAUGUGAAUUCUGUGGCUGGUCAUAUAUUAACAGAAGAGACUGGGAAGGAGAAAAGUCAGUGUCUUUUAGAUAUGAUAAAUGGGCACUAUGUAUUGUAUAUGGAGAGGAAGAAAGGACACUUAUUUUGUAACUGAAGGUUCUAUCUAGAAUUUUAAGAUUGUAGAAAAAAUGGCACGAAGAGCAGAAUAUUUGCAAGUGAAAAUAGGCUAGUAACAUUUUUAAACACAUAGCUUGAUUUCUUGUCGGGGUACUAGGUUUACCUCCAAAAUCUUUUCAUCAUAUCCAAGUAUCAAUCCAAAAUAACUGAUUAACUUUUCAGUAGCAAGAUGAAAACCCCAUACAGAAGCUUUUAAUUAAUUUGAGUAAUUAGAGCAUGUUUUCAUAUUCAGAGGAAGAGAAGAGCUGGGGAAAUAGUUUGUUUGAUCAUCAUAUUUUAGAAAGCUGUUCAGAUUCUUGAGUUGGAAGAACACUUGGAUGUAAUUUACAGCAGAGAUAAUAGGCUGAGGUAGGCAAAAAUGGCAGACAAGCUGCUUCAGCCAUAAGAUUCUCUACCCUGGUUAUGUCAUUUCCAGAUGCCAACAGGCAGAUCUGGCUUUUGCUUUUUGCUUAUUAACCCAUUAGAUACAAAGAUAAUAAUAUGUGUACAUCUUAACACAUUUGCAAGAAUCUAAAAUGUAGAAUAACCUGUAUAAUUUGAGGAAAACUACCUCUUUCUCCCCAGUUUGUUAUUUCAGAUUGUUCCUGAAGAAUCCCUUGCAAAAGAAUGUCCAGAAUUUCACACAUGAAUUAGAAGGGAUUUCAGAGGCCAGAUAGUAUAAUUCUCCCUCAUUUUACAGAUGAGAAAGCUACAGUUCACAGAGGAUAAGGUAUUUGCCAAGAUCACAUGUGGUGUUAAAGGUCACACAAAAAUAAGGACCAUGACAAUAUACUUUAGAACCAUAUCCUCUGACUUCAAAUCCAGUGUUCAUUCUGUUGUAUCAUACUGUUUUCUAAGCUAUCUACUCCAACUCAUGCUUGAAUAAGAAUCCCUUUGAAAAUAAUUUCAACAAGUGGUCAUCUAGCCUCUGCUCAAAGACCUUUCAAUAAGAGGAAUUCACCUGCUUCCCAAGACAUCCCAAUUCAUUUUGGAUAGCUCUAAUAUUUUUUCUUUCAUCAAACUGGAAUCUGCCUGUCUAGGACUAAUACUCUUUCUUUUUUUUUUUCCAUUUGAAAGAUCUUUAUUAAUUGUCUCUUCUAAAUUUUCUGUUUUCUAUAGUGAACAUCCAUAGUUUCUUCAACUGAUUCUUUGUCUCCCCUCCUCUCAUUAUUUUGAUAUCUUUCAGGGUCUGCUUCAUCUUAUCAGUGUGGCAAGUCCUAAAAAAAAUAUGUUACCUAGAACUUAACACAACCCAUUUAUAGUUUGACACAACAUAGUGGGACUCUGAUCUUCCUUGCUCUGGUACUUCUAUUUUUUUUUAAAGCGACAUCAUUGUAUCUAACUUCUUUUUUUAAAACUCAGUUUAUUUCCAGUUUCAGAUUCUCUCCCACCUUCCUUCUCAAUCCUCUAUCCAUUGAGAAGGCAAGAAAAACAAAACCUACUAUAAAUAUUUAUACUCACAUAAAACAAAUUCCCACAUGGGCCAUAUCCAAAAAAGAAAGAAAGAGAAAAAAGUAAGCUUCAAUCUGUACUCUGAGUCCAUGGGGGACAACAUGUUUCUUCAUGAGUUCAUUACUUUUGUACUGUGUACAUUGUUCUUCUGCCUCUGCUCACUUCACUUUGCAUCAGUUCAUAUAAAUCUUCCCAGGUUUUUCUGAAACUAUCCCUGUCAUCAUUUCUUAUAACUCAACAGUAUUUCAGCACAUUACAUUGUAAUUUGUUCAACCAUUCUCCAAUUGAUGGGUAUCUCCUCAGUUAUAAUUCUUUUCUACAAAAAGAGCUACUAUAAGUAUUUUUGUACAAGUAGACCCUUUCCUCCUAUCUUUGAUCCCUUUGGGAUACAGACUUAAUAGUGGUAUUGCUGGGUCAAAGGAUAUGCACAGUUUGAUGGCCUUUUGGGCCUGGUUCCAAAUUGCUCUCCAGAGUGAUUAUAUCAGUUCACAGCUCCACCAACAGUAUAAUAGUGUCUCAGUUUUUCCACAUCCCCUCCAACAUUUGCCAUUUUCCUUUUUGGGGAACUUAGCCAGUCUGAUAAGUGUUGCACUAUGCUUCUUAAAAACCUGGACUUUUGAAAAAAGCAGCUUUAUGCACUCUACUAUUGAAUUGUAGAAAACACAUAAUCUCCUAAAAUAUGAAGAUUUUUUCCCUAUAAACACUUCUAUACUUCAUACAUUUUCUUUUGAGACCUAUAUAUUUUAGUGUUUAAUUGAUCUUUUCUUUUUUGCAUUAUCACUAUGUCCAUUUCCUCUGUUUUCUCUCCUAGGGAAGACAUUUUGUUUCUUUUGUUUAGGACAUGGAAGAAUUAUACAGGGAUGGGGAUUAUAAUAGUUAGGACAAAGGAUAAAAAGUUAAUGAAACACUUAAAUACAGAAAAAGAAAUAGAAGGUCAGAAACAAACUCAAACAAGAUAGUAUCAUAAUUACUAUGUUAAUUCAUUGUAUACUUUUUAAAAAAGCCAAUAGUUUCAAGUUAGAAUUUUACAUUUAUCUCUUUUAAAUUCCCUUUUACAAAUAGAAUUGGCCCAUUGUUCUAAACGUUCUACAGAAUUUUUGGAAUUCUGUCAUCCAGUGUACUAACUAUUCUCCUAGCUGUGUCACCUGCACAUUUGAUAAGUACAUAUUGGCUGAUUUGAUAUACCUACCAUGUAAGUCAUUGAUAAGAAUGUUAAGCAACAUAGGUUCAAGGACAGAUUGCUGAGACCUCAAAGUUGGCAUCAAGUAAUUCCUUACAAUUCCUUGCUCAACCAUUUCUGAAUUUACUAUGCUAUCAUCUGGACCACAUUUCUCCAUUUUGUUCAUCAGCUCAGGAUGAGGUACUUAGAUAAAUGGUUUUUAUGAAAUUGAGAUUAUUCAUAAAAUUUUCCUCUUAAUAUCCUUAUUAAGAAAGAAAAUGAGACUUGUCUGAUAUGACCUAUUUCUUUUUCUCUCUCAGUACAUAUAUUGUAUUUUCACAAAUACAUGCAACAACAAUUUUCAAUAUAGAUUUUCUGAAAUUGUAAGAUCAAAAUUGUCUCCCUCUUUCCCUUCCUUCCCCUCUCAGAGAUGGUAAGCAAUUUGAUCUCAAUUAUAUUUUUUCAUGUUUUCAUGCAAAAUUUACUUCCAUAUUGGUCAUUAUUGUAAAAGAGUACACAUAUAAAAUCAAAAUUCCCCAAAGAAAAACAAAUAAGCUGAAGUGAAAAAUUGUAUGCUUUGAUCUGCAUUUGACUCCAACAGUCCUUUUUUCUGGAGGUGGAGAGCAUUCUUUGUCAGAAGUAUGACUUGUUUCUUGAAGUUAGAGGCAGCUAGCUAGUGCAAUAGAUAGAAUGCUGGGGCUGGAGUCAGGAAGACUUAGGUUUAAAUUCAGCUUCAAUUACUAGAUGUAUGACCUUGGGCAGGUCACUUAACCUCUAUCUGCCUCAAUUUCCUCAGCUUUAAAAUGGACAUAACAAUAGUGCCUACCUGUUUGUGGGUGUUCUUCCCUCCUUCCCUUCCCUCUCUCCUCCCCUUCCUUUGUCUGUCCCUUCCCCCCUCCCUUUCUCCCUUCCCUUUCCUUCCCUCCCUUCUUUCCUAGUACUGCCUGCCCUUUAAAAUGUUUAGAAAACCUCCCUUUUUUUAUAACACAUUCAAGAAUUUUGCUAAGAAUCAAAAUCAUAUUUACAGUCCAAUUUGAAAUUUGAAGAUUCUACCCUUUAUUGAAACAUAAGAUAAUUGUCCACAUCCUAUCUUGGUGCCUUACCCAUUCACAAUGUUCCAGAGAUCACUUGAGAGUAUCUCAGUAAUCACAGCUGCCAGUUUUCAGUUGGCUGCAAUCAUAUGUAUCCCUGAGAAGUGAUUCCUUUUGGGCUUGUUUCCCAAAGUCAUUGAGGACAGCUGGGUGUACUCUUACUGGGUACUCUUACUGGUAUCACUUAUCUGGGUGUUCCACUAUCCUGCUAAGUAUUUUAUCCUUUGCUACCAAACGAUCUUUCUCCUUUUAGGAAAAAAGACUUAAAUGGUUCACUCUUCUUUUUUCAUCUAUUAUUGACCCAUUGAUCCUUUAAAAAAACCUUGACAUUCUUUGUCAGCCCUGGGUCACUCUGAACCUUGUGCUGCUGCUAACUUUUUUUAGGACCUUGCUACUCUUGUAGUCAUUCUUGUAUUUGCCCUCAGUGCUGCCUUCCAUGUCUUUUCUUUUUUAUGAACUUGAUGUAAACAUUUCUAUAUAUAAGGAAAAUAAAAAGACCAUAUGUGAAACUGAAUCUAUUACAUACAGGCUUCUUUUCAAAAGGAUAUAUUUAGUUUAAUGUAAUUGUACCAAUACUGCUUGUCAGUAUCUCCCAAAAUUCCUGUUCUUCUCUAUGUAUUUUAAUGUGCUGAUGAUCUUUUCUUUUCUGCAUCACUAUUAACUAACCCCCAUCCCUAGGCCCACCCCAACCUCUGUUCCCUUUCAUAAGGAAGGCAUUUAGUUCUUUUUGUUUGGGAGAGGGAAGACCUAUACAAGAAGUGGAUUGUAGGGGCAGCUGGGUGGCUCAGUAGAUUGAGAAACAGAGCUAGAGACAGAAGGUCCUGGGUUCAAAUAUGACCUCCGACACUUCCCAGCUGUGUGACCCUGGGCAAGUCAUUUAACCUCCAUUGCCUAGCCUUGCCCUUUUCUGACUUGGAACCAAUACAUAGUAUUGAUUCCAACAUGGAAGGUAAGGUUUUUAAAAAAUAGGUGUAUUGUAAUAGGCAAAAGGGAAAAAAGUCAAUGAAACAGCUACAGAAGAAAGAGGAAGAUAGUUCAAAAAUAGUUAAGCGGGAUAGCAUCAUAAUUACUAUGUUAAUUAUAUACUUACAAAUUUUUAAGCUGUACAUAAUUGACAUUUGUGGGUUUGUAUGCAUUCUCUUUUUUAUUCUUCAUACAGGGAAAUGAUCAUGUUCAUAUGCUGUACAAGUUCACAGUUAAAAAAAAUGUUUAAAUCCAUUCUGUGUAACCAAUUAAUUGUAGUCAGGUGAAUCAAAUUCACACAUUGAUGUUUCUGAAAACAUGUCUCAUUCUGCACCUCUGCUAGGAGAUAGAGAUAGGAUUGAUCAUUACAUUGUUAAGAGAUCUGAAAUCCUUAAAAAGUUGUCUGUCUUUCUAUUUUUGUCAUCAUAUAAAUUGUUCUCCUGGUUUUGUUUGCUACACUUUGUAUCAGCAUCAUUUGAUACAAAUCUUCUCAGGGUUCUCUGAAUCCAUCCUCUAAUUGGUUCUUAGAGCACAAUAACAUUCCAUUAAACAAAUUUGAUAUUUGAAAAGAAAUUUUAACUGCCUUUUUACCAUCUAAAUUGGUACAAGAGUUUCUUAUGCUUCCAUGUUGGUCUCCUUAGACAGCUCCUCCUUUUGUUCUUCUUCACAAUCACAGUUAGAAUUUCAUUCAUGAAAGCUUCUUAUCCUAUUUAGGUAGAUUUCUUCUGGAGAACUGGUGCUUUCUUUGAUCCCUUUCCCAAAAUCUAAGACAAGUGUUUUAACUUGGUGGGGGAAGGGGGGUGGCAAGGAAAAAAGAUUGCAGUCCAUGAACUUUAAAAAAAUAUUUUCAUACCUACAUUUCAGUAUAAUUAGUUUCCUUUGUAAUUCUGGACUUUUAAAGACAUUCUGAGAAAGAGUCCAUAGGUUUGACUAGACUACCAAAAGGGUCCCUUAUCCAAAAAAGGUUAAGUCCUGCUCUUAGGUAUCUAUCAGACUAUGGUGAGUUUUUUCUCCCUGAUCAUAAGCUGUAAGAUAGUCACUUUUCCCUAAAGUUCUUAUAAUUUCUAAUUCAGUCAUCAUCUUUAUUUCUGCUGUAACUCCCUUGUUGAUUCUUUUGUAGUUUGUAUUUGUACAGCAUCUAGUAUAUGGCUUGACUGGCUGUUGAGUCAUAGAGUGGUAUCUUGACUAUCAAUCUAUUUAAUGACUGGAAUAAAGGGAGAAAGUUGAAAUGAGUGCUUUAAAAUGAGAUUUAUAGGUUUUUGUCAUGUAUGCUGUGCUCCCCAUCUUAAAACAUGCCUUAGCAUUGGGCGGGGUGGGGGGCAGCAACUAGUUUAACCUUCAUAAACAAAGGACACAAUAUUUUUAUACCAUCUUAUUGAGAACACAAACAAUUGGUUAGAUAGCUCCAUGCAUUGCUUUUUGAACUUGUUUUAAAUUCCCUCAGGUCCUUUUCUAAAGUUGUAGGUUAUAAAGAACUACUUUUUUGGGGGGUGUGCAGGACUGAUUUCUAUAAUAUUUUUCUUUUGGGAUGGCAUCUCUAUCCUUACCCUAAUCCUUAAUCUUUUCAUAUGGCCUAAUUAUUGGGUGAAAAAUCAAGUAGAAAGGAAAAAAAAUACUAAAGCUGCUCCUUGCAUUCAAAGUUCUUGUCCCAUGUAUUUCUCAGUCUGACUUUGGGCCUGUAUCCCUAUCAAUAAUCUUGAUGUCACCCCAAGGUCUUGCUAUGAAGGAGCAUGUUGUUGGAUCUCACUUUGACAGAUAAAAAACUCUAAUGUGUAUAAGCAAAAAUCUUCUCAGAGCAAAACUAUUAAGAUACCAUUUUCCAUGGAUUGGGGGGAGCUGCUCUUGAAUGAAAUGUCAGUGUGAUACAAUGCAAAGAUCACUAGAAUUGGUGUCAAGAGCCUUGCAUUAUGGUCAGAACUCUGCCACCAAAUAGUUGGACCUCAGUUUCCUUAUCUGUAAAAUAAAGGAAUAAGAUUUAAUGAUAUUCAAAUUCUCUUCAAGCUUUAAAUUUUUUUUACUUCCUGUUGGUCUGAUUGCCCCUUGUUCAGCCUUUCCUAGGUCUUUUGAGAUGCUGGGAAUCUAGAUCUCCCCAGGUGGAAGGAUACCCAUUUAUUUAUUAGAGCAACCUUCCCCUUCUCCUUAUCCUUUUCUGUAAUUUGAAACACUGGUUCUUGCAUGAUGGGAGUUGUGUUCCAACCCUGACUCUUCCAUCCCUACAAAAUCCUGACUGGUUGCCUCCUGAGAAACUUUGUGUGAGUGGCAGAACUUUUAAAUUGCCAUAUAGAUAUAGAGCAGAGUGGAAUUUCCUCUCCAGUGUCCUCAGUAGUGGAAGCCUCAAGAAAAGAGAACAGUUUAUGAAUCCUAUUUCAUGUUCCUUGUUGUUUUCUUUUUGUCUGAAUUACUGUCAUAACCGGAUUUUCCCAGAUUGACUUACUCCUUGUCUUUUUUUAAAUCUUCAGCUCGAUGUAUUAGACUGUUAUAAAAACUUACUACUUUAUGUUUACUUUUUAUAUGUGUAAAGUUUGUAAUAGCUCUCAAAGUGUAAUUUAUUGUUUUUUAAAUCUCAAGUGCACCCUUCACUUUGUAUUUACCACAAGUAGAAUUUCUCUGUGAUCUGUAUUAGAAACACUGAGAUGUAUUUGUACACUGGAACAAGAGCUAUAAUUUGUGACUGCACUCCAAAAUAAAUCUUUUAUGAAAUGUUUACACUAGGAUUUUCUAACAUGUAUGCUGACUAAUUAAAUGAAACUUCUUUCAGAUCCA
Messenger RNA from Monodelphis domestica (gray short-tailed opossum), 12842 nucleotides. Lineage: Eukaryota; Metazoa; Chordata; Mammalia; Didelphimorphia; Didelphidae. The record is from RefSeq and is a predicted model, not a curated record.